Messenger RNA from Lethenteron reissneri (Far Eastern brook lamprey), 6950 nucleotides. Its product is annotated as ran-binding protein 9-like. Gene Ontology annotation, molecular function: protein binding. NCBI's taxonomy places the organism in Eukaryota, Metazoa, Chordata, Hyperoartia, Petromyzontiformes, Petromyzontidae. The record is from RefSeq and is a predicted model, not a curated record.
CUCACGUGGGCGACCGAUUGACGGUCAUCAGGGGGCGGGGCCUCGAGUCCCCUCCCACACGUGGAAGGGAAGGGAAGAGGAGGGAAGUAGUGACGAGAAGAUGGCGGCUCCUGGCGGGCAGGUGGAGCGAGGCGCUGCGGCAACAACAGCGGCAACAACAACAGCGGCUGCUGCUGCUGCUGCUGCGAGUGGGGCGACGCACUGGCAGGGAGGCGAUGUCAUGGCCGAGGUGCGAGCAGCGGCGGCGGCAGGCGGGGAAGUCGCGGUGGGUGCGGGUGAAGACGGGGGUGUCACCACCCGUUUGCGACAGCUCUACCCGGCCGUGAACGAGGACGAAUCUCCGCUGCCCCGUGCCUGGAGCGCCAAGGACAAGCUCAGCUACAUCGGCCUCUCGCUGGGGAAUCUGCGUGUGCACUACAAAGGGCAUGGCAAGACACCCAAAGACGCAGCAUCGGUGCGUGCCAACUACCCCAUCCCUGCUGCGUGUGGCAUUUAUUAUUUCGAGGUGAAGAUCGUGAGCAAGGGCAGAGACGGGUACAUGGGGAUUGGGCUGUCUACACAAGAAGUGAAUAUGAACAGAUUGCCUGGCUGGGACAAGUACUCGUAUGGUUACCACGGUGACGACGGCCACAGCUUCUGCUCGUCGGGCGCGGGGCGUCCGUACGGCCCCACGUUCAGCACGGGCGACGUCGUGGGCUGCUGUGUGAACCUCGUGAACGGCACGGCCUUCUACACCAAGAACGGACACAGCCUCGGGACGGCAUUCACAGAUCUCCCGCCCAACCUUUACCCAACGGUGGGGCUGCAGACCCCGGGGGAGGUGGUGGAGGCGAACUUUGGGGGGCAGCCGUUUGCGUUCGACAUCGAGAACCACAUGCAAGAGUGGCGCGCUCGCAUCUCCGCUGCCAUCGCCCGCUUCCCGACGCCCGGCAGCCACGCAGCCUGGCAGGGAACCCUGCACACCAUGGUGGCAUCUUACCUGGUGCAUCAUGGGUACUGCGGCACAGCGGAGGCCUUUGCUGCAUCCACGGGGCUGGAGCAGGAGGAGGAUAUGCGCUCGGUCCGGAACCGGCAUCGCAUCCAGGCGCUGGUGCUGGCCGGACGCAUGGGUGAGGCCAUCGAGGCCACGCAGCAGAGCUACCCCGGGCUGCUCGACCGCUACCCGGAGCUGCUCUUCCGGCUCAAAGUGCGACAGUUUGUGGAGAUGGUGAACGGCACGGACAGUGAGGUGCGCUCGCUGGGCGCCCGCAGCCCCAAGUCUCAGGAUGGGCUCCGGGUGCCACACGGAUCCGGCCACACCGCAGCAUCCUCCUCCUCCUCCAACCCCUCCUCUCCUGCCGGCGCCGUCAGGGGCCUAGCAGCAGCGGAGGCCGGAAUGAGUUGCGCGAGUAACGGACGCACGGGAAGGACGCCGCACGCCGGCCGGGACAGGAGAGCUCGUCGCACGUGCAGCCCCACACCCCACGGCAGCAGCAGCAACAGCAGCAGCAGGCCCACCACAUCAUCACAGCCGGGCGAUGGUGGGGCCGGCGGGGCCGGUGGGGCCGUGGAGGUGGCGGACACCGGCGAGACUCCCAUGGAGUGUUGCACAAACGGGCUACACGGCGACUCCAGCGAGCGAGUGUCUAACGGCAGGCAGCACGCGACAAACGGGGCGCUGGAAUCGCACCCGCCACAGGCCGACGUGGAGGGGGACGAGGAGCCCCCUGGCGGUCCCAGGCCAUGGGCGCUAUGCGGCGGUGCUGUCGAGCACAUGGUUCACUUUGGGCGGGAGCUGCAGGCCGAGUUGCAACGCAUGUGCAGCGAGAUUUCGCGCGAACACACGUGGCACCUCAACGCCCGGGCCCUGCAGGAUGCUUUCAGUCUGCUGGCAUAUGCAGACCCGUGGAGAAGCCCCGUGGGUUACCUCCUGGGGCCGGCGCAAAGGGAACACACGUGCGCUGCCCUCAACAGCACCAUCCUGGAGUCCCUGAGUCUGCCGAGGCAGCCGGCGCUGUCGAUGGUGGUGGGGCAGCUCUCGGAGUGCCUGCGCCUCAUGCCUCGUGCCGGUCUCGGCUCGGCUGCCUUCGCACCCAUCCACGAAUACACGCACUGACGAAUGGCGCCGUGCAGUCAUCCCGCCUCCCCCCCCCCACCGAUCUCUUCCCCUCCCCCAAGAGCGAUCACUCACCGGGUCGCAUUCUCAUCACAGUCGACUCCAUUAUCUUAUGCGCAGCGCUGGCAACACCGGGCAGUGUUGUACAGGCAAACAAACAAACAAACAAUCAAUUGCGGAGCAAGGUAGAAGGCUCCAUAACGGUAAAGCAUUUGAGUUGUUUAAAACUAAUUUAAUCACUUCAUGUGUCAUGAAGGUGAAUAACCGGCUGCCUCUUCCCAAGAGGAGGAGGGCGGCAAAUGUGAGUUGCAUUGCGUGUGCAUGCAACCCUCAGAACGAUCCAAUGAGUUUGGAGCCAUUUUCAUUUGACCGUGCAAACACGCUGGUCAUGUGCAUGUCACAGGUUCGCAACGGGACAGGUUUAUCCAUAGAAGUGUCUCUCGUGCGCCGUGAUCACACGACUGAACACACGUGUGGGCCCCCCGAACGGCUAAUACACGACAUUAGCUUGGGAAUUCCAGGUGUGCGUGACGGGUUAUGUUUGUCGGAGCAGUUCGACGAUGCGAAAAGGCCCAGGCACGCGGACAAUGCUCACUCACCCAGAUCCAGCGAAUUGAGAGAAGUUCAGAGGAGUUAUUGACCGCGUUAUGGUGCGAGGGCGCGUGUGCGUGCACGGUAGUCGCCCGUGAAGAAAGACGCAAGCACCGCCCCAUGCUCUUCCGCCCUGUUCAGCAUGGAGCUCCAUCCCACGUGUUCCUUCAGCCGUUCCUGCAUCUGCGCGCCCACUUGUUCCCUCCUUCAAAGCGUGGGGUUCUGGUCCAUUAACGUUCUAUUGUAUGCGUGCAGCUUUAAAUGUGGAAGGUUCGCUGUAAAUUGUGAAGCCUCUUUUCAUUAGCAAAACUAAAAAAGGGUUGAAGAAUGACUUGCAAAGAUGAUGAAAUACGGUUCCAUUAAGUUCAUGGCCAAUAGGUGUUCGCAGGCUUAUGCAAUGCCUUUUUUGGAUGAAAUAUUGAUUGAAGAAAGUGUGCUUUUGUCAUUCUCACUCUAAUCUCUUCGAAUGGUUGCCAAGUAUUAAAAACAACUUCUGGUGCAUCGGCUAGACUAUGUUUUUUCUUUGGCGAAGUGUUAGUAAUAUGCUGGUUGUGUAUAAAAAGUGGCCAUCUUCAUUAUGUAUUAGAUAUAACAGGGUUUUUUCAAACUACCGUCCUUGGUUUUUACCACAAUAGGUUUUUACUUCCAGCUGUCAAUUUACAAAUUAAAAUAAAUACGGAGCCGAUCCGAUUUUGAAGAAAACAUCGUAAUCGAAAAAACAGAUGACUGGAUCGCCAUUUUCCGGAUCUUCCUGUGACACAAUCAAGCGCCGUCACAUCCCGAUUAGCCAAUCGGCUCAAUGAUCCUUAAGCACAUUAAAAUGUAGCAUUAUACUGCAGCAUUUGUAUAGUUUGGACACCCCCUGUUGAAUUACAAUGACCUAUGUUGGAUUCAAAAGUGGGGAUUGUUUAUUUUCUUGAACAGCAAAACCCUAUUUACAUGAUGUUAUUAAUAAUGUUUUAAAAUAAUAAAGAAGGAUUGUUCUAUACUCUUGUGAAUUACAUGAAGGCGCAAUCCCCUUGUGUGAAUCAAGGCGUAAUCUUGUGCUUCAACGGGGUUGCCUUGCCCAUCGACUCUGACGGCAUUGUCCGUAUGGUGUUACUAUUAAUUUUAAUGAUCAGGAUUGGACCAGAAAAAAUACGAACCGUCCCAUUGGCAUGGAAUUAAAUUCAGAAUGUGACCAGACCCAGGGAAAUUGGGUCCCAGCAGACCUGAACUCUGCACCCCUAGUAUAAAUACUGCAUAUGUAUAUAAAAAAAACUGGAUUAACGUUUGGAUGCAUUUGUAAAACAUGGAUUUUAUUACGUGGGAAGGCACUAAGGCAGGCGAUUAAGUCUCGCAAUCAUUGACGUCACUAAUUUAGUGUCUUUGUUGCAUUGGGCAGAGCCAAAAAUAGCAUGGCCCUCACGUGAAUUCUUGGCCAGUGCAGUGCUGUAGUGGCUUAUUGUGAAGGCGCCUAAUAGUCGCUGCGUCGGGGUUUCUGCGGUGGGUUUGUUUUUAUUUAAGCAGUACAGUACAACAUAUUUAAUCAUCAGGUUACGUGGUGUUGUGGCGUGAGCAGUUGAUCCGAUUGAAAGGUUGAGAAUUUUAAUCGCAUUCCUGGGUCAAUUCGGGCCACCAUCCCUCUGAAAAGUCGGCAGCAUCCUGCCUCUGGAUCAACUGGCCCGCACCAUGUGAAUGUGGAACUUUCACCACUGGCUCUGCUUCAGAGCAACCACCACCCUGUUGCUUGUUUAAGCAGAAUGAUGCUGAAGUAUGUUUAUAUAGAUACUGUAUUUACACACAAGGUUACUCUUGGCAGUUAUACUGAUGACACCUCGUGGAAUCGUCGACACGAGAGAUGGAACAAUGCAUCACUUGAUUGAUUAAUAUUGAUUCUUAAAUGCACGAUACAUAUACCAAAGCGCGUCUGUAAGAAUCGACUUGAGUUUUUUUUAUCUGUAUACUAUGUAUUGGUUUCACAUUACCCCCAGCAACCACUAGAGGCGCAACCAUUUACCACGUAAAAAAAAGAGAAUUUUUGAUUAAAUCGCGACCCUGAAUUUGUCUAUCAUCAAAUAAUCACAGGUGGGGUGGAUGGCUACUGCAUCUUUCCAGAACAAGACGUAGAGACGGCCUAAUUCCUCCAAACCAUCAAGCUAUGGCCUGACGGGUGUAGUGGGGAAUAUGGCACAUGCAGACGUAUGUCCAAAAAGUUUAUUUUUCUCCUGCUGUCCAUGCAUGGGGGGGGGGGGGGGGGCAGGGAGCACACACAGCACGCCAUGUAUUGCAGCUUUGGCCAGAACCUUGUAGGGACUGGUGAACGUGCAAAUGGAUUUGGCAAAAAAUAGCCCCGGAAAGGAUCACCCGGCGGUGUUGCUCGCCGCCGAUAGACUGGAAUGUGCUGUUGGGUGGCUGUGGGUGGAGGCACUUCCAACGCCUUGGGUCUGCCCUGCCAGUGGCUAAUUAUAGUCAAUUUGGCCUCACUUUGCGUACACGUCAAAACUGUGGGUCGUUCAUUUAGUUUACAAAAGGAUAUGGACACUUUUUUUUUGCUCGGUAUGUUUUCAGACCCCAGUACUCGCGUUCGCAAAACUACAAUCGGGAUUUAUUAAUAGGUGGCGGUGACGUGGCCGGCCGGUUUUUUUUUGUAGAGGUUCCACUGUUCGAAACCAGUGGGUUGUGUGUCUACUGCGGGUUAUUAACCGUACAAAUACUACGCGCCGUCUGCUUUGCUUUACAGCGGACGUCGUAACGCCGUUCACCAAGUGUAGGCAAUUGCGUGCUGGCGUCGUGGUCCAAAUUUGAAAAGUUCCCCUUAAAUUAGUACAUUUCGAAGAUACAAAGCAAUGAUCUCCCCUUUGUGGAUCCUCCUGACCAAGAGUUAUAAGACACUGAGGUUUUUCUGUGUAAACGAGCGUUAUAAUAAAUAAUGGGCAGCUUCUUUGAUGGAUAAAAAUCAAUUUCUGUGCACAUUGCGCAUUGCGUGCUGAUAAUGUCUAUGGAGUUUCGCUCACAUUUAGCAGAUUGUCCAAACAAGAGGUGACUUUAUAGUAACCACAACAGCACGGUUAAUUGACGUCUUACUCUACCUCUCCUCCAUAUCACAUGCUCCAUAUCUGCACCACCGCCUUGAUGAUGCCCAGCUCCUAAAGCCGCUCCUAUGAGAAUGUUGAUGAAAUGAAAAGGCAGUGCUCUGUUUUAGUCAUGUUGAAUAGCCCAACUAUACAAGUAAAGGUAGAUAAAGUGCGUGGUAUAAAUAGGGUCAACACCCCACGUUCGUUAGUACAAACUUUUCAAUAAAAGUUUUUUUUUUAAAUAAAUUAUAUGCAUUAUUACAAUUAGGCCUCAAUGGAGAACUCCUGAUUGAGGCGAAUAAGGUUAAUAGUUACCUGACUUGCUUUGGGGUUCUAUCCUGUUUCGACAUCGUGCGGCGUUUCGCUGUGAAUUUCCGAAGAGGUGCCCAGCAUGUGGCGCAGAAUGUUGAAAAAUAAAGCUGGCAAAAGACGCGGCACAACACAAAAGCACAUCAGAACACACCGUACAUCACAACCGCGAAAACUUUAGUAAUAAGGUGGCCGAUUAAUGCAUGCACACACAUCACAUUUAAGGAUAUCUGAUGUGAGCAAAGGUUUAUUGGAGGAUGUUUAGUUCUGUUGUAGUGAGUUUUUACCCAGACUUAAAAAAAAACAUGUACUGUUCUGAGAGCAAUUAUGCCCUCUGGGUGUUUUGAUCCGUUCGUGGUAAACCGCGACAUAAUGUUUGGAAGAUAUACACUUGUAAAUAAGUGUUGCAAAUGUGGCUUUUGAGCAGAUAAUGUUUGUUGAAGGAAGGCUCGCAUUGACAAUGUCGAGACUUUUUAACGAUAUGAUGGUUAUUAAAAUCUAGACGUUUACUGCCAUUAAUGUGACGUUUUUUUGCGAAUGGCAUCUAAACCAGGGUCACACCUGUCAAGCUGGGCUUGUGUCCCGUUGUGAUCCAUUCCCAAGAAAGGGCAUUGAUCUGGCCGGUAUGGCAAUCUCACAAUCAGCAACGCAGCUCCUCGCAAGAGGCUCUGGUGCUGGAUUUGGGACAAGUGGCAGUGGGUGAGAGCCACGUGUACACUGCACUGCACCGUUGCUUCAGCGUGCACUGGUUUGACUCCAUGAGUCACUUUAUUCAGCAGAUUGACCCAAACCCAGGAUUUAAAGCCGACGAGUCGGGGUGAAGCGGUAGCUGCAGUGUGCGGGCAAUCGGGCGCUGUUGGUGAUUAAACUUCGUUGAAUAAACGUUUUCCAGUUUUGUG